AUGGAAAGCAUGAGCCCAAAAAUACUGUUUGAAACAGGGUAUACUGCAGUCACGUUUUGUGAUGGUCAGUUGGGAGAUCCUGAUAUUGUCUCGCAAGUCAGCGACAUCUUCGAAGAAGAUGACCCUCUUCUAGAGCUUUUAGGUACUCCAGAAGACCUGAGGCCAAACACAGACACACGGCACAACACCCGAAAUACAGCUUCUAAUACUAAUGCCACAGCUCAGAAGGUUAGAAUUACAUGGCCCAAGACAAGUGACAGGAACCUGUGGAAACAGUUUGAUGAAGACCUCAACACCAUCCUAGAAACAACACUCCAAGGGCCAGUAGAGAAGAAACUGAAGUCUCUGACCAACCUUGUCCACUCUAUCGGCAAAGAACAAUUUGGUGAGGUGAAACGGAAACCCACCAGAACCCCUGCACAGCCAAAUAAAAGACGACAGAUCACAGAGAUUAGAAAAGAGCUGAAGUCACUGAGGAAAUCCUACCAAAAAGCAAAUAUAGAGGAAAGACCCGGACUUCAGCAGCUUAGAGAUGAACUCAGACAGAAACUGAACGAUCUUCGUAAGGCACAACAACUCCGAAAUAAGCGGAAGAAGCGAGCCAAGAGGCGUGCUGAGUUCAUAGCCAAUCCAUACAAGUUUUCCAAAGGACUCCUAGACAAAGAAAAAUCUGGGAAGCUUGAAAGCAGUAUGGAGGAGAUACAACAGCAUCUAAAGGACACACACUCCGAUCCAGCAAGAGAUAAUCCAUUUGGAAGCUGUCCAAGAAUUGAACCAGUCCCAGAACCCACAAUUCCACUAAACAUAAAAGAACCCACAAUGAAGGAAGUAUCUGAUGUAGUGAAGACAGCAAGAAGCGGCUCCGCACCAGGACCAAACGAGGGAAUAUUUACUCCAAAGGAAAAGGGCUCCAAACAUGUGACCGAAUUCCGAACCAUUUCACUGUUGAAUGUGGAGGGGAAAAUAUUCUUCGCUGUCCUGGCAAGACGAAUGACCACGUUCCUGACAACCAAUCAGUACAUUGACACAUCAGUACAGAAAGGGGGGAUUCCGGGCUUCUCUGGCUGCAUUGAACACUCCAGAGCCAUCAGUCAGAUCAUCCGUGAAGCAAAGGUGAACGCCAAUGACCUCACAGUCGUCUGGUUAGACCUCGCCAACGCCUAUGGCUCCAUACCACACAAGCUUAUUGAAGAAGCAAUGAAGCACUAUCAUAUCCCAGAGCAUAUACAGGGGAUCAUAAAUGGCUACUUUGAUGGCAUACAGCUUCUAUUCUCAAUCUGUGACCAGACAACGCCAUGGCAGAGGUUAGAGAAGAGGAUAGUAACUGGCUGCACCAUCUCAGUGGUACUAUUCGUGAUGGUCAUGAACUUGAUCAUCAAUGCCGCGAAGAGGGAAACUAGAGGACUAAAAACAGCCUGUUGUUUACACCUUUCAUCCAGCAGGGGGUUCAUGGAUGACCUGACCAUCACUACCACCAGACAUGUACAGGCCCGCUGGGUACUAACAGCCCUACAGGACACGGUCACAUGGGCACGAAUGAAGUUCAAACCCAAGAAGUCAAGGAGCCUGAUCAUCAAGAAGGGAAAGGACACCAAAAGAUUCACUCUACAGGUGCAAGGGGAAGACAUUCCAUCCAUUAUUGACAGUCCAGUCAAGUGCCUCGGCAAGUGGUACGACGCCAGCCUGAAGGACACUAACAACAUCACUAGAGUCAAAUACCAGCUCCAAGAUGGCCUGAAGCUUAUAGACCAGACAGGACUCCCGGGCAAGUUUAAGGCAUGGCUCUACCAACAUGGGUUACUACCUAGGCUUAUGUGGCCCCUUAUGCUGUACGAGAUAGCUACAACCACUGUAGAAGGAUUCGAGAGAGUGAUCAACUGGCAUCUCCGGAGAUGGCUUGGUGUCCCUCCUAGUUUCACCAGCAUUGGACUGUAUGGCAGAACCAACCAACUUCAACUCCCAAUGACCUCACUAGUUGAAGAGUUCAAGGUUGCCAAAGGAAGACUGGUGGUAACCCUCAAAGAGUCAUCAGAUGACAUGAUAUGGAAGACAGGCAUCGAGACACGCACAGGGCGAAAGUGGUCAGCAAGCCAGGCAGUCGCCAAGAAAGAGAGCAGGCUACGACACAAAGACAUCGUAGGCACCACAGCUGUAGGAAGACAAGGCCUGGGCAGUUCAAAACCACAACGCUGGAGCACUGCCGGUAAGAAAGAAAGAAGCCAAAUGGUCCAGUAUGAGAUCAGGCUUUCAGAAGAGGAAGACGGGCGCGCCAGAGCAGUCGGGAUGGGAGGGCAGUGCGCAUGGACACAAUGGCAGACCACAGAAAGACACCUGACAUGGGUAGACAUUUGGCACUACGAACCACUACGACUCAAAUUCCUACUGAGAUCCGUAUAUGAUCUGCUGCCAUCUCCAGUCAAUCUACACAGAUGGGGGUUAGUGGAAGACCCAAAGUGUCAGCUGUGCGACAAACCAGGAACCAUGCAGCACACCCUCUCAUCUUGCCAGACAGCGCUAACACAAGGCCGCUACAGAUGGAGGCACGACACAGUCCUCAAGGAGCUAGCAGACAUACUAGAGCGGGAGAGAAGGAAGACAAGACCUACCAACAAGAAGGCAGUACCAACAAUCAAAUUCGUCAAGGAAGGACAAACUGCAAAGAAGGCAAGAACCGCAGCAACAUCUAUCCUUGAUGAAUCAGAGCGUUGGGAGAUGAAGGUCGACAUAGGAAAACAGCUGGUAUUCCCAGACAUAGUCCAUACCACACAGAGACCAGACAUAGUUAUAUGGUCUCCCAAGGACAAGAAACUGGUGAUAAUAGAACUCACUGUACCCUGGGAGACUAGGUGUGAUGAGGCCUACGAGCGGAAAAUGGGAAAGUACACUGAGCUACAAGAACAGUGUAAAAGUUGUGGGUGCAGAGGAUUUCCAGCCCAAUCAGUAUGGAGAAUGCUCAGCAACAUUGGGAUCAAGGGAGGUGACAGGAAGAGGGCUGUAGGCAGACUUGGACAAGCUGCAGAAAAAGCAUCCAACUGGCUGUGGAUGAUGCGAGAGGAGAAGAGCUGGACGCUAAACCACUGA
Dreissena polymorpha is the source of this 3081-nucleotide messenger RNA. RefSeq lists its product as uncharacterized. The transcript has 4 exons. The record is from RefSeq and is a predicted model, not a curated record. Bases 1 to 3081 code for a protein of 1026 amino acids. NCBI's taxonomy places the organism in Eukaryota, Metazoa, Mollusca, Bivalvia, Myida, Dreissenidae.